AUGAUGCAGUACAGAUCCCUGGCCCUGAACUUCCAUGGCAGGAAUUUCAGGCCCUAUUAUCCUCCACCAAACCUUCUCAGCAAUGGUCGCUGUGAUGUGUUCUUAAGCCACAGAGGCAUCGACACAAAAACAACUGUGGCCCCUCUUCUCUACGACAAUCUUCGCCGCCUAGGGUUUUCUCCUUUCUUGGACAACAAGACGCUGAAGCCUGGAGAUAAACUCUUUCACAAGAUUAAUAACGCCAUAUUUGAGUGCAAGGUCGGUGUCGCCGUCUUCUCUCCUCACUACUGUGAAUCCUUCUUCUGCCUUCAUGAGUUGGCGCUCAUGUUGGAGCGCCAGAAGAAGCUGAUUCCCAUCUUCUGCGACGUUAAGCCGUCGCAGUUGCGGGUUGUUGACACCAGAAAGUUGUCGGUGGGGCCGGAGCAGCUCCGGCGGUUCAAGUGGGCUCUUGAGGAGGCUAAGUACACCGUCGGUCUUACCUUCGACUCCUCCACAGGGAACUUUUCAGACAUUGUCAGUUGCGCUUCUGAUAUCAUCAUCAGCACAAUGAUGGAGCUAGACGAUGAAAACAAGCUGCCAAUGGCAGUUUGA
Molecule: messenger RNA, 591 nt
Organism: Neltuma alba
Lineage: Eukaryota; Viridiplantae; Streptophyta; Magnoliopsida; Fabales; Fabaceae
Product: TMV resistance protein N-like
Exons: 2
Coding region: 1-591 (196 amino acids)
Biological process (GO): signal transduction
Source: RefSeq, a predicted model, not a curated record